AUGGGGAUGAAUUUAUUCAAGUUACCUUUUUUUUAAAAAAUGAGGGGCAUAGAGCAUGCUGUCUGAUUGCUUGGAUUCAUACCAUUUUAUAUAGCCUUGAUUGGUUAGACAAAAAGAUCCAGAGAUAGAGGGGUAAGAUGCUUUUUUUAAUAAAGUUUCUUUCCAACCCUCAGGAGGGGGUGAUUCUAUGAUACAUUGUUCCAAGGAUAAAAAUUCUGUCUGCAGUUCCAACCUGUUAUGUCAAAACACAAAAGCUUGUUAGAGAUCCUGGAGACUGCAUCCCUGAGGACCUGUACACUGUAUGUAAAUCUUCAUCAUUUUAAAAUCAAAGUCCACUAAAUAAUUAACUAAUAAAGUCUUGGUAUGUGGAAUCUGAUUCCCCCCCCCCCCCCCCCCCCCCCCGUAAAAGGAGUCGCUAUUUAAAAGAAGUCAGCUCCAGAGACUUAAGAGUUAACAAGAUACCCAAGAUUGCUGGGAAAAGAAUCACCAAGUUGGUCCCUCUUUUUUUCAAAUAUAGGGUAAUUGGGCACUAUUACUCCUGCCCAUGGGUGACCUUGGCACCUUGUGGCUGGGCAAAGGCCAUUCCCCAAACCCCCUCCUUGUAUAGUCAGGUGUCUGGGAAAGUAUCAGGGGCAUUGAGUCUCACCUCUUUUCCAUUUUGAGGUUUAGUAGAAUUAGAACUCUCAUGGAUGGAAGUCAGCUGGUAGGAAAGGAUAUCAGAGACCCUGAAGAGGGAACUCGCAUUUAGGGAAGUCUGGAAUGGUGACCUGGCAGGCACAUCAGAAUCAGAUUUUGUCCUGACAUAUUAUGUUGCUGAUACUGGAACCUGCCUGACCCCCAACCACCAUGGAAUAGCCAGAUGAUUUGGGACUUGGAAAAAUGGCUGCAGAUAGGGCUGUAGGUUUCAAAACCGUUCCUUUGGGGAAGCCGAGAGCAAUGUACCAGGUACUGAGGUCUCUGCAGCCAUCUGAACUACUCAGAGCACUGGACAAAAAUCUUUUGGAUUGUGUGGGGGACCAGUUUCCAGCACUGCCAAAACCAGAUAUGCGCGCUAAAAGAUUAUCCAAUUUUAGGUGUUUGGAAGACAAACAGUCACUGAAGCAACACUGACUUGAACAAUUGUGAAGUAGCAUCUGAGGCCCCUAGAAAAAGAUUGGACUUCCUGCUCAUUUGAGGAAGAACACAGCCACGGAUCCUGCCGGUAGUCUAGUGAUAGAGCCUGACCUCUUCCAACUUAAGUGUUGUCCUUAACCCCCGCCGCGGAGUGACCCCACAGCGUGUAGCGAUUUCGCUCGCGGGCUCUCUCUGCACCUUUGCGGCGGCUUAUGUUGAACUUAGGGAUUUUUAACUGCUUUGUCCUGACUCCUGUUAAAUCUGCUCAGAAGAUGGCUGAUCCUUGGCAGGAAUGUAUGGACUAUGCAGUAACCCUAGCAAGACAGGCUGGAGAGGUGGUUCGUGAAGCUAUAAAAAAUGAAAUGAAUGUCAUGGUCAAAAGUUCUCCAGCUGAUCUGGUUACAGCUACUGACCAAAAAAUUGAAAAAAUGCUUCUCUCUUCCAUAAAGGAAAAGUAUCCAUCUCACAGUUUCAUUGGUGAGGAAUCUGUGGCAGCUGGGGAAAAAAGUGUCUUAACCGACAGCCCUACAUGGAUCAUUGACCCUAUUGAUGGAACAACUAAUUUUGUCCAUAGGUUUCCUUUUGUAGCUGUUUCAAUUGGCUUUACUGUAAAUAAAAAGAUGGAAUUUGGAGUUGUAUACAGUUGCCUGGAGGAUAAGAUGUAUACCGGCAGGAAAGGAAAGGGAGCCUUUUGUAAUGGUCAAAAACUACAGGUUUCACAACAAGAAGAUAUUACCAAAUCACUCUUGGUGACAGAGUUUGGCUCUUCUAGAACACCAGAGACUGUAAGAAUUAUUCUUUCUAAUCUGGAAAGGCUUUUGUGUGUUCCCAUUCAUGGGAUCCGAGGUGUUGGAACAGCAGCUAUUAAUAUGUGCCUUGUGGCAACUGGCGUUGCAGAUGCAUAUUAUGAAAUGGGAAUUCACUGCUGGGAUAUGGCAGGAGCUGGCAUCAUUGUUACCGAAGCUGGUGGAGUGCUAAUGGACGUGACAGGUGAGCCAUUUGACUUGAUGUCACGAAGAAUAAUUGCUGCAAAUAGUAAAACAUUAGCAGAAAGGAUAGCCAAAGAAAUUCAAGUAGUACCGUUUCAAAGAGAUGAUGAAGAUUAACUGCAACAGCCUCGCGUAUUCAGUCACGGUUCCAUCGCCCCUGUAUUUGCUGACACACUGAUGAUGUUAUAAAAUUUAGGACGUUUAUUUCAGAUGUAUAAUAUGAUUGGCUUAAGUUGUCUUUGAUAUCCAGAUUAAAAAAUUGCAGUUUGUUGUAUAUUUUACUAAGACUAGGUAUGCAAGAAUACAUGAAAUGUUGCAUUGUUUUAACAAACUUUGCUUGUGAGAGUGCACUUUGGGAAAGAUAUACAGGUAAUUGAUAAGACAAAGUAUUAUCGACUGAAAUAGCAGUUUAGAGUUUCUAAGUAUAUAUGAGCCUCUGAAAUUCUGACUGUGUACAUAAGCAUUCUUAACUACAAAGUUAACUUUUUGGAAAAAAUUUUCUUUAGUUCCUAAAGCCAUAUUUAAUUAAAUUUGUAAGAAUUAAUGGGUCCUUCCUAGACCAAGGUUUUUUUUCUUUGCAGAGAACCUUGUUUUAUUCAUCAGUGUACGCGUAGCACCUAGCAGAGUAUUUGUUAAACAUGGGCAGUCUAAAAAUAAGCAUUCAAAAGAUACUUUGAAGGUAGCAAUUCCUAGUUAUACAUAAAGCAAUGAGCUCACCCUUUAUUUUUACUUCAGGUGUUAAAGAUGAUCUCAUCCUUUUCAUAUUUUACGGUAUCAUUCCUUUUAACUCUUCACAUUGCCAUAUCAUUUCAAUUCCUGUACCAUCAGGUAUCCUUUCUACUUGUGGGCAUUUCUGCAGUUAAUGUUUUCCAAGACACUACAGUAUUUGUUUGGAAUCUUUUAAAGUCCCAAUGUUUAAAAAAAAAAAAAGUUUCAAAACAUUAUCAGGCAUCUAAUUUAAAUUCUAUAAUUAGAGUAUAAAAUUGUACUAAAUUCAGGGGCUCCUGGGUGACUCAGUUGGUUGAGUGUCCGACCUCGGCUCAGGUCAUGAUCUCACGGUUCGUGGGUUCGAGCCCCGCAGCGGGCUCUGUGCUGACAGCUCAGAGCCUAGAGCCUGCUACAGAUUCUGUGUCUCCCUCAUGCACUCUCUCAAAAACAACCAAACAUUUAAAAAAAACUGUACUAAAUUCAAUAUUAAUGUUUGAAAGUUGUUCCUACUGAUCUUGUUGCGCACAGGAGACCUACAAUCAGGCAGGUAAACUGUAUUAUUAAUUGGUGUUUUUUUCCCCAAACUCCUUAAUUUUGUUGCCACUGGAUUCUAUUCAGUCUUUAAAUAUUCCUUACUAGUCUUUGUCUUAGGAAACUCAAAGAAAAUUGUUCUGGUUCAUAAACAUUUUAAAUAAGGUCAAUUGACUACUUAGCCUUGUCCUUUGACACUUGAAUGGACUAUUAAUUUUUGUUAGUCUCAUGUGAACCUUGUAUUUGAUAAAAGGAAAAGUACAUUUAUAAAGUUUAAGGUAGGGGAUUGUUGUGCACUUCAUUAUACUAAGAUUUGAGUAUUGUAAUUAUUUACUGUUGGUCAUGUGCACUAAAAAUAUACUGUAUUCUGUGGUUAAUUUUGCAAUUAAAUUUAUUUAAGAUUCAUAAAAUUUUAAGUAUAACUGAACAUUGUUAAAGUUUAUAGUUUAUGUUUGAGAUUUGUGUUAAGUUGUAAAUGUUGACACUUGCAGUUGUGGCUGAAUAUAUGUUCUUGGUUUUUUUUGUCUACAGUUUUCUCAACUUUUCUAAAAGUCUUUUAGAAUAAUUUUCCAAAAAGUAGUUUUUCCCCUAAAUGCAAUUAAUUAAUUUGUGGCUGAAAUUUCUUUAGACAUUGAAAAAAAGAGGUUUGACGAGUUAUCUGCCAAUAGUUUGUAAACCUUCCAGCAGUUUCUUCUAGUAUUUACCUUCAUCAUUUUAAAGGUAUAUUAAAGGAUAUUUAAAGGAUA
Prionailurus viverrinus (fishing cat) is the source of this 4087-nucleotide messenger RNA. RefSeq names its product inositol monophosphatase 1 (gene IMPA1). The transcript has 11 exons. NCBI's taxonomy places the organism in Eukaryota, Metazoa, Chordata, Mammalia, Carnivora, Felidae. Gene Ontology annotation, biological process: phosphatidylinositol phosphate biosynthetic process; inositol metabolic process; signal transduction. The record is from RefSeq and is a predicted model, not a curated record. Bases 1326 to 2219 code for a protein of 297 amino acids. Gene Ontology annotation, molecular function: inositol monophosphate 1-phosphatase activity.